GUUGAGAUACGUGUCUGAUACAGAUAGUUACAGCCAACGUGAAAGUAGCUAAAUCUGUUAAACUUCACCACAGAUUAUCAUCAUUCUGGCGGUAAUUUGCUUGCCAUCUCAACCGCCAAUUUUCCAGCCAUCCCUCUUUUACCGCCUCGAACAAUCUGUAGCAAAGUCACGCGCAGACGCACCGACAUUCCCACCACAACCAUCUCAACCAUCUCAAUCGAACCGGAGCGAUGCAGGCUCCUCCGGCGAACGGGCCAGCGCCUGGGCAAAUGGGCAUGCCCAGCCCGGAGCAGAUUGCUGCCAUGCAGCGGCAGCUUGCUGCUGAUGCCCAAAGAGCCGGCAUGACAGUACCACAGUUCAUCGAACACCUCAAGAAGCAGGCCAUUGAGCAGCAACAAAGGAUGAUGCAGCAACAGCAACAGCAGGGCCAAGGUCAGCACCAACACCAGCACCAGCACCAGCAUCAGCAACCGCAAACCCCCGGCCAGCCUCAGCCCAUCGUCCCCGGACCGCCCAACCCGGUGGCCCUAGCACUCGCCAAGUUCCUGCGAAGCCAGAACCUCAAACCACGCACCUGCAUCCUCAAUGGCGAGCGCAAAGACAUGUUCCGCGUGAAACGCGCGCUACGAGCCCUGCAGUCGGACGCGUACGCAGCGGCGCGCAAGAAGAACCCGGCGCUGCCCGAGAUCACGGACCGGGCGUCGCUCGAAAACACGUUCAAGAUGCUCCCGCUGUCGAUGCUGGCACUGCGGGUGGUCAAGGCUGAGGACCCGCACGAGGGCCACAGCCACGGCGGGACGGGCAAGAAGCCCAAGCGGGUCAAGGGCCUCUGGACGGUGCGAAUCGAGCCUCAGCAGGAGGCCGGCGACGACAUGUACUACGUCUGGCUGUGGGAAGGAAGCCAGGUCAUGCGCAAGGUCUACGCCGCCCUCGCUCUGUUUGCCAUCUUCGCCCUUGUCUGCUACCCGCUCUGGCCCGUCAAGCUGCGCCAGGGCGGCUACUACCUCAGCUGGGGCUUCCUGUGCUUUUUGGGCCUGUUCUUCGCCAUGGCCAUCUUCCGCGUCAUUCUCUUCUGCGUCACCUACUUUGUCCUACCGCCCGGCUUCUGGCUGUUCCCUAACCUCUGGGAGGAUGUCUCGGUUAUAGACAGCUUCAAGCCCGUUUGGGCUUGGCAUGAGCCGGCUGCCAAAGGCAAGAAGAAGAAAUCCAAAAAGAGCUCCGGCUCGGCAAACGCAGGCGCGACCUUUGCUGCCAGCACUGGACAGCCUGCCCCCGCGACUGCCACUACUACAGCCACCGCUACCCAGAUCUCUGCCGCCCCCGCGCAGCAGCGCAGUUACGUGGCUCCAAGAGUGGAGGAGCUCGAGGACGAUGAGUGAGGCAAGGCCGGCGUUUGGCGCGAUAGUUGGGAGACUGCAUGUGGCAGAAACUCAGGGCUCAGUUUGUCAUUAAGAUGCAUAUUUAAAGUGUGUUUUUUUGGCGGAUGGGAAAAAGAAAAAAAAGAUAAUGGCAAUGGAUCGUCAAUAACAUUUCCCGGAAAUAGCAAGCUCAUCUCCGUCAGCCUAUUCAAC
This is a messenger RNA of Canariomyces notabilis, 1571 nucleotides long. RefSeq names its product translocation protein. Gene Ontology annotation, cellular component: endoplasmic reticulum membrane; endoplasmic reticulum. NCBI's taxonomy places the organism in Eukaryota, Fungi, Ascomycota, Sordariomycetes, Sordariales, Chaetomiaceae. The transcript is spliced from 4 exons. The coding region runs from base 231 to 1379 and encodes 382 amino acids. Gene Ontology annotation, biological process: post-translational protein targeting to membrane, translocation. The record is from RefSeq and is a predicted model, not a curated record.